This is a messenger RNA of Syngnathoides biaculeatus (alligator pipefish), 3744 nucleotides long. It is a transcript of the gene nod2, whose product is annotated as nucleotide-binding oligomerization domain containing 2. The record is from RefSeq and is a predicted model, not a curated record. NCBI's taxonomy places the organism in Eukaryota, Metazoa, Chordata, Actinopteri, Syngnathiformes, Syngnathidae. Gene Ontology annotation, molecular function: protein binding. Gene Ontology annotation, cellular component: cytosol. Bases 295 to 3186 code for a protein of 963 amino acids. Gene Ontology annotation, biological process: defense response to bacterium; positive regulation of canonical NF-kappaB signal transduction; regulation of apoptotic process. The transcript is spliced from 10 exons.
UGGAUUUGUGUAUGUGUGUGUGUGUGUGUCUGCCACUGUUGGGUGACAGUGUCUGUUUGUGUUAUUGCAUCUAUGUGAGUGCGUGUGUGUGCAUAUUUGCAGAGUCAGGUAUCGUGCAUUAGACCUUUGGAACAGUUUCACUUGGAAUGAGGAAGAAGAUUUUGAAAACAGGCAAGAGGCUUUUUGAAGAUGAAGCCGCAAUGUGAGCAUCAAGCUCAGACCUUCCACCAUGACAUCUUGCCGAGUACUUGGUGAUAUCCGUUGGACCGUGCCGUGUAUUCCUGGAAGGUGAUCAUGGCCCAGGACCUGGUCCUGAAGCAACGCAGCGAGAUCCUCUACAGUCUAUGCGCCAAUGGGUCGGCUGAGCCUCUGGAGAGGGUCUUAGAUGUCCUACUAGCCCAUGGGGAUCUUUCGUGGGAGGAUUACCAUAAUGUGCGAGUGCAAGGGAGGCCCCUUUAUGCCAACGCCAGGCAUCUCCUGGACCUGGUCUAUGCCAAGGGGGAAGCCACGUGCCAGGCUUUCACUGAGGCUGUCCAGAAAAUUCAACCCGAAUCUUGCGAGCCUGAAGUGUCAGGGCCUGUCACCAGGGCGCUUGUGACGCGAAGACCCAGCCUGGUGGGCGAGCUCCAAGGUUGCGUUGACGGAGCUCUUGACGCUCUGCUGGAAUCAGGAUGCUUCACCCAGGAGGACUGUAGAAACGUACGCUUGCCCGUACACACACCCUCACAGCAGGCCAGACGCUUGCUGGAUCACGUGAGCUCAAAAGGCGAGUCCGCGGCUAAUGUGGUCCUAUGCUACAUUGAGGAAAAGCAGCAGUCUGGGUAUAACCUGACAACAGAGAAGACCACACCCAAAGAGCUCCUCACGUACCAAAAGAAGUUGCGCAGUUCUGUGUCGGCACAGUCGAGCUUCCUCAGCACCUACGGAGGAACUGACCACAUGUCGCUGGAUGACAUCUAUACUGAAGGCCAGCUAGAGCUAGGGUAUGAUUGCAAGGAUCAAGGAGAUUUGGGCCUGGAGGAUAUCGUUGGUACGGCGGGCACUGUGAACGAGGAGGCAGACACGAUCCUGGUGUUUGGGAAUGCAGGUAGCGGUAAGACUACCUUACUCCAGAGGCUGCACCUUCUCUGGGCUAGACAGGCCGUCCUACCCGAAUUCCUCCUCCUAUUCCCUUUCAGCUGUCGCAAGCUUAAUUCAGAACUCGAGGAGCUGUCAGUCCAAGAGCUGCUCUUCCGCCACUGUUGCUGGCCCGACCGUCAGCGGGAUGAGAUCUUCAGCUUCAUUCUGGACAACCCACACCUUGUGGUCAUCACGUUCGACGGCCUUGACGAGCUCAAGCAGAGCUUCUCGGACGACUCCAGGCUGUGCUGCCCCACGCAGUCAGCCCCUGUUCACAUAAUACUAUUUAACCUUCUCCAGGGAUCCCUCCUAAAGGGGGUGCGAAAGGUGGUCACCAGUCGGCCGGAGGCUGUGGGUCCAACGUUGAGAAAGCAUCUCCGCAAAGAACUCUUCCUCAAAGGGUUCUCCCCUAAAGGCAUUCAUUUUUUCAUCAAGAAACAACACCACGACUUGUCGGUGGCCUCUAAAGUCUUGGCGUCCAUUCAGGCCAACACAACUUUAUUAGGACUUUGCCACAGUCCUGUUCUGUGCUGGAUUGUCUCACAGUGUCACAAGGAGCUGCUGGGCUGUGGAGACGGGACACCGCAGACCAUAACGGAUGUAUACCUUAUGAUCCUGCAGCACUUUUUGCAGCGGCAAAGCCCCCAGAAAUGUUCCGUGGGGGCCGGUUGGUUUCAGAAGCACCUGGUAGGGGUCUUGAAUCUGGGCCAGCUCGCUUUUCAGGGUGUAGAAACUUCCUGUUAUGUCUUUGGUGAGGCCGAACUGGAGACCUGCUGUGUUACAGACAAGGACAUCUGCACAGGCUUCCUCACCCAAAGCAAGGGCAUGUCAUCCUACCAGAGUCUUCGGUAUGAAUUCCUUCACGUGACCAUGCAGUGUUUCUUUGCUGCACUUUACAUCGUUUUGUCCAACAACACGGACUGCUCCACUGUAGUGAAGCUCUUUGAGCUGAAGGAGGGAGACUUCAGCAGCACCUGCUUUGGGUCCUGCUUGCCUGUGGGCCACCAUCAGGAACUGGCCGAAACCCCCAAUCUACAAACCACAGCCACUUUUGUCUCUGGUCUCCUUUCCCAGAGACACCGACAACACUGGCUGCAGUGUGCCCCACUAUCCACUGUGGAAAGGAAAGCUAGACAAGUGGUCCGGUGCCUCCACAAAGGCAUGCAGAAGCACUUUAAGUCCAUCCCCCAGCCAGUGGAGGGUGAAAAAAAGAGCAUGCAUGCCAUGCCUGGCUUUGUCUGGCUCAUCAAAUGCAUCUAUGAGAUGCGGGAGAGCAACAUGGCCAAGGCGGCACUGAGAAAAUUGAAGGUGGACCACCUGAAGUUGACCUACUGCAACAUCGGUCCUGUAGAGUGCACAGCUCUGGCCUACGUGCUCCAGCACCUGAGAAAUCCUGUUGGAAUCCAGUUGGACAACAACUCUGUGGGGGACGUGGGCGUGGAGCAGCUUCUUCCCUGUUUGCAUAUUUGCAAGUCCCUGUACCUCAGAAAUAAUAACAUCACCGAUGAAGGGAUUCGCAAACUGAUCGCAAAGGGAAUCCAGUGUGACACCUUCCAGAAAAUUGCACUCUUCAACAACAAGCUAACGGACGCUUGUAUACAACAUAUUUCUCAUCUCCUGAAGACAAAGCAGAAUUUUCUCUGUUUGAGAAUUGGCAACAACAAUAUCACAUCAGUAGGAGCCAAAGAACUGGCUAAUGGGCUGGAGUGCAACCAUUCGUUGACGCAUUUAGGGUAUGUACUGCUUUGGGGCAAUCAGAUUGGUGAUUCAGGAGCGGAGGCCAUUGCUGGUGCCCUGGAAGGCAGUAAAACGCUUGAAUGGCUGAGCUUGGUGGGCAACGGGGUGGGCAGUGCUGGAGCUCAUGCCCUGGCCAAAAUGCUCAAGAGCGCCACAUCGUUGGAGGAGUUAUGGUUGACUGAUAACUGCAUCACCCUGGAGGGAGUGGAGUCUUUGGUUCAAGCCCUGGAAUGUAACACACAUGUCAAGUCAAUAUGGUUGAGGAACAAUCACUUGAGCUCCGAGGAGGUGGAGGAGAUGACACGACGUGAAUCAAGACUCAUCUUCUGAUGUUUUUUUUGAAAAAAACAUUUUUUAAAAUGGCAAUAAAUGUGACAACUUUGCUUGGCCAGUCUUCACAUGUUUCUGCAUGUGCUGUAAAUGGAAGACAGACUACUUCGUUAUUUAUUAACAUAAAAUGUGUUGUUUUUCUUUUGCAAGUGUUAAGUGGUGAUGUGAUUACAUAGCACAUCUUAUCAUAUACUGUAAUUGUCAAUAUCAACACGAUCACUUUUACGUCCAACAGUAAAGACUGACAAAUUUUCAUCAUGUAUCGGACUCUUGUAGAAAACAAAUCUGAAAAUACAACACUGUAUACCAUUUUUACUCAACUCCAGAGUGCCAGAUGUUUUCUUUUAAUAUGUAUUGCAUAGUCUUUAUGGAAAAAAAAGGGGGCGGGGGUGAGGCAUUUGGGGUGUGGUGUUCUGUUCAAAAGGAAAAUAAGAAUCAGUAUUCAAGACAUUCAAAUAUGAGGCCCAUUAUCAUUUAUAGCAAAGGUCACCAUUUCUGUGCUUUUUUUUCUCUCUGAAAUAAGACAUUUUCCAUGUUCGAAUAAAAUUUGAUCAUCCA